AUGAGUGUCAUGGAUUUUGUUUCCACUUCCAUAGCAUUAACUUUAGCAGUAACUUUAGCUAUGCUUCUGAUCAGACACCGGAACGAAAGAUUGUGUGAGAAGAAAACAAGAUACCAUCCUGUUGCUGGAACUGCCUUGAACCAACUCAUCAAAUUCCCUAGGCUGCAUCAUUACAUGACGGAGCUUGCAUGCAAAUACACAACUUACAGAUUGCUCCACUUAUCCAGAAGUGCAGUUUACACCGUAGAUCCUGCAAAUGUGGAAUAUAUGCUCAAAACAAACUUUGCAAAUUAUGGAAAGGGGUUGUACCUGCAUAGCAUUUUGUCAGAUGUUCUGGGCGAUGGGAUCUUUGCUGUGGAUGGGGCAAAAUGGCGCCAUCAGAGGAAGGCAUUGAGCUCCGAAUUCUCAAGCAAAAUGCUGAGAGACUUCAGCAGUGCAGUCUUCAAACUUGGUGCAGUUAAACUUGCUCGUGUAAUUGCAACCUGUGACCAAGCAAUAGAUAUCCAAGAUUUAUUGAUGAAAUCAUCCUUAGAUUCAAUCGUUAAGAUUCUACUUGGUAUCGAGUUAGACAGCCUGUGUGGAACAAAUGAAGAAGGGAACCGGUUUUCCAACGCUUUUGAUCAAGCAAACGAAACUGCCUUACUUCGGAUUAUUGAUAUUUUCUGGAAGAUAAAACGGUUCUUAAACAUCGGUAGGGAAGCAGCGCUAAAGGAAAAUAGUAUUGUGAUAGAUCAAUUUGUGUACAAUUUAAUCAAAAGCAAGAUUGGAAUAAUCCAUCAUUUAGAAGAUAAACAAUCUUUAAUAACGAAAAGAGACUUUGUUUCAAGACUUCUGGAAUUGAAUGAGACUGAUCCAAAGUACUUAAGAGACAUGGUCCUCAGUUUUCUGGUUGCUGGAAAAGACUCACUGGCUGUUACUCCUUCAUGGUUUCUUUAUAUGAUGUGCAAGCAUCUUCAUAUACAAGAAAAGAUUGCACAGGAAGUUAGAGAAGUCAUAAAUCUGAAAGACCAUUCAAGUGUUGAUGAGCUUGCAGCAAGCCUUACUGAUGAAGCCCUUAAGAAAAUGCAAUAUCUCCAUGCAGCUUUGGCUGAAACAAUCAGACUCUAUCCUGCAGUUCCAAUGGAUGCAAAAAUGUGUUUUUCUGAUGAUACAUGGCCAGAUGGAUUUAGUAUUAGAAAAGGGGAUAUGGUGAUAUACCAACCUUACGCUAUGGGGAGAAUGAAAUUUCUAUGGGGUGAUGAUGCAGAAGAGUUUCGGCCAGAGAGAUGGCUUGACAAAAAUGGCCAAUUCCAAGAUGAAAGCCCUUUCAAAUUCACCGCCUUCCAGGCUGGUCCAAGAAUUUGUCCAGGACAGGAACAUGCUUAUAUGUAUAUGAAGAUCUUUGCUGCUGUACUCUUAGGCAGUUAUAUGUUUAAAUUAGCUGAUGAGAAGAAAGUGGUCAACUACAAGACGAUGGUCAGCCUCCAAAUCGAUGGGGGACUUUAUUUACAUGCCUUCCCAAGAUUAAGGAAUGAAUCGAAGACCUUAAAUCCCAUGCUCUAA
Messenger RNA from Fragaria vesca subsp. vesca, 1542 nucleotides. Its product is annotated as cytochrome P450 704C1-like. Gene Ontology annotation, molecular function: heme binding; oxidoreductase activity, acting on paired donors, with incorporation or reduction of molecular oxygen; monooxygenase activity. The record is from RefSeq and is a predicted model, not a curated record. Lineage: Eukaryota; Viridiplantae; Streptophyta; Magnoliopsida; Rosales; Rosaceae. The transcript is spliced from 6 exons. The coding region runs from base 1 to 1542 and encodes 513 amino acids.